Molecule: messenger RNA, 1414 nt
Organism: Linum tenue
Lineage: Eukaryota; Viridiplantae; Streptophyta; Magnoliopsida; Malpighiales; Linaceae
Source: the annotation of a GenBank genome assembly
GUGGCAUUCAACAUCGAACUUCCCCACCCAAACACCAUACCCAUAAGAAAAUAAAUGCAGAACCCAUCGUCGAACCCUCUCCUCUCUCGUUCACCCAUCGUCGAACCCGCCGUUUACCCCCGCCCCGGUCACCCCUUCCACGCCAACCUCGAUUAUGCCGUCUACCCCUAAGCCGCACAUCUCCGUCCUCCCGCUCGACGCCGUCAUCUUCCGGCGGUUCGACGCUGAACUCCUCCUCCAAAUCGUCGUCAUCGACCGGAACGGUGGUCGGGAUUGCAAUUGGAGGUGUAUUUGGCGACAAUGGAUUCGGUUGCUUAGCUCCUCCGCCGCCGCCAUCUUCCGGCGGUCCGACGCCGAACUCUUCUUAUCCUUCCUCCAACUCGUCGAUAUCGACUGGAAGGGUGGUCGGGAUUGCAAUCGGAGGUGUAUUUGGCGACAAUGGAUCCAGUUGCUUAGCUUCUCCGGCGCCUCCUGGCCCGAAAGGGAAUGGUCUUGUGCAGGAAGGAUUGAUGUUGUGAAGACUAUCUCUCAAAUCAAAGAUGAGAAGCUUGGGACUUCCGGAAAACCAGAUUGGAUUUGUGUCAAUGGAGCUGUGAUAUACAUAAAGGCAGAUAAUUUUUACUAUACAUCUUGCAUUGGGGACGGACAAUGCAACAAAAAGGUUACAAAAUAUGGAGAUGGGAGGUGGUGGUGUGACCUGUGUGAUCAAUCUGUUGAUGAAUGUGAUCAUAGGUACAUACUCUCGCUUCAGAUAGAAGAUCACACGGGCUUAACAUGGGUAACUGCUUUCCAGGAAUCAGGCGAGGAGCUUAUGGGAAUGUCCGCUAAAGAUCUUCAUUUUAUGAAGUUUGAGAACAAGACGACGACGGGUUUCUAAAAGUUCUUCGUCAAGUUAUGUUUACCAAUAUAUAUUCAAGUUGAAAGUGGAAGAGGAAACAUUCAGUGAUGAGCAUGUCUAGUGCUGUUCAAGGCAGAGAAGAUGAACCAUGAAUCCCUAUCCAAAAUCCUUUUGGAUUUGAUGGAAAACUUCAAAUAUGGGAACCUGACUGCUUCAGCGCCCAAGGUAGAAAAUGGUUACACAAAAUUCUGUGUUGAUUACUCCUAGAAAGGAGAAUUUUGGAAGUGGGCAGACUGGAUUGAGUUCAAUGGGCUUGCCAGCUAAUUAAGUCAAUAAGUACAUUAACCAAGAUAACUCGAGGUUUCCUACAUCGAAUGUAUCUAGGGGACCAAUAUAAUGUAACAGCUGUGGAGCCACAGGCCAUAUAGCUACAAACUACCCUACCAUUUCACUAGCCCCAGCAGCAAGGAGGGGCCUAUGGCAGUAGAACGUUGUAUGGAGCUGAUGCUAGGAAUGGUAGAGGAAGAUGGGGCGGCCUUGGUUAAGUUUUUUUUUUUUUUUUGUAUAGUAUCACUG